UUGGAAAUGAAAUUUAAUGCCACGACCAAAGAGGACUUCUAGUUAAGUUGCAUUCGAAGAAGGUAAACACUCCUCAGUUGAAGUCGUCGCUGCGAAGUGUAUUCCUUCCUUCUCAUCUUCCUGCUGCUGCCGCGAAUGGCCAGAUACCUAGGAGGAUUACUGGCACUGCUUUUUUCUGCUUCGAUCUGCGGAGCCGUCACGAUUCCUGGCCCCAUCUCUGAUGCUCACCGUUCCGUAGCAUCGGAGCUCUUCGGUGGCUCAUUUUCAAGUUUAGAAGAGGCCUAUGAGGCCAUCAGAGUUUUUGAGAUUCUUGGGAUUGGGAAUAAGCCAGAUGUGAGCGCAACCACGUGCAAGCAAGUAGUGGAAAAUCUUGGGUCCUCGUCCCCUGUGAAGGAUUUGUUCUAUGCAUUAAAGGUUAAUGGCAUAUUAAAGUGCAAGGUUAAUGCGGACGUUUUCAAGGAUAUUGCUGUGAGAGUUAAAGCCACUGUCAAUGAUGCAAGCACUUUGGUUGACAUGUACCAUUCAAUAGCAAGUUUGGUUCUCAUAAAGGAUCAGGCUUCUGAUGUUGAUGUGCUUCUUGCCGAUGCGGAUGGAAUCUUCCAUUCAAUCAAGGCUCUGAGCCAAAGUGAUGGAAGAUGGCGCUAUAGUUCUGAUAAUCCAGAGUCCAGUACCUUUGCCGCUGGGUUAGCACUUGAAGCACUGGCCGGAGUGAUCUCAUUAGCAUCUUCUGAAAUUGAUCAGUCUAGGGUGAAUACAGUGAAAAAUGAUAUUUUGAAGCUUUUUGACAGCAUUGAGAAAUAUGAUGAUGGAACCUUCUACUUUGAUGAGAAAUUUGUUGGUGGACGUGAGCAUCAGGCUUCUCUUUCCACAACUUCAUCUGUUGUUCGGGGGGUUACAACAUUUGCUUCUGUAAUUUCUGGAAAAGUAAAUCUUCCAGGGAAUAAAGUUUUGGGUUUAGCAAAAUUUUUCCUGGGUAUUGGAAUCCCAGGUGAUGCCAAGGACUUCUUCAAUCAAGUUGAGUCAUUAGCUCUUCUAGAGAACAACAGGGUUUCCAUCCCAUUGGUAUUGUCACUUCCUGAAACAGUUUAUUCAUUAUCCAAAAAAGAUCAGCUCAAGGUUAGGGUGAAUACAGUACUUGGUUCAGCUGCACCACCUUUAACAGUUAAGAUUGUCCGAGCUUUCCGCUCUGAUGCUAAAGAUUCAGCUAUUUUUGAGAGCAAGGAGCUCCAAUAUGAUGAAAGUAAUGGAAUUCAUGUCUUGGAAGUUUUCCCAGACAACGUGGAUGUGGGAACUUACGUGUUUGUUUUUGAGAUUGUACUUCACGAUUCUGCUGGUGAAAAUGUUUUUGCUACUGGAGGUCAAAUUCAUGUACCAAUAUAUGUCACUGGCAUUAUCAAAGUCAGCAAUGCAGAAAUUGUAGUUCUUGACAGUGAUCUUGGAAGUGUUGAAACCCAGAAAAAGCUAGAUUUGGCUGGAAAUGUUGUUGUUGAACUCUCAGCUAACCACUUGCAAAAGUUGCGCUUUUCUUUCCAAUUGACAACACCUCAUGGUCAUCCUUUUAAGCCUCAUCAGGCAUUUUUGAAUUUGAAGCAUGAGACAAACCAUGAACACGUCUUUGUGGUUGGAAAUACUGGCAAGAAGUUUGAGAUCAUUCUUGAUUUUCUUGGUUUGGUGGAAAAGUUUUAUUAUCUCUCGGGCAGAUAUGACAUUGAACUAACCGUUGGAGAUGCUGUUAUGGAGAACUCUUUCUUGCGACCUCUUGGUCAUGUUGAUUUAGAACUUCCAGAAACUCCUGAGAAGGCAGUGCGUCUUCCUCCCCUCCCUCUUGAUCCUUACUCAAGAUAUGGUCCCAAAGCUGAGAUAGCCCACAUAUUCAGGGCUCCUGAAAAACGACCACCCCAGAACCUCUCUCUUACUUUCUUGAGUUUGACUCUUCUUCCAUUUAUUGGCUUUUUAGUUGGGCUGUUACGCUUGGGGGUGAACUUUAAAAAUUUUCCAUCUUCAGCAGCACCUGCCACAUACGCUAUCCUAUUCCAUCUCGGCAUUGCUGCAGUUCUAUUGCUCUAUGUACUUUUCUGGUUGAAGCUGGACUUGUUUACUACACUCAAAACUGUAGGACUUUUGGGUGUUUUUCUUAUGUUCGUGGGACACAGAAUUCUCUCCCAUCUCGCUUCAACUUCAUCCAAGUUGAAGUCUGCAUGAGUAAAAGGAAGGUUGUCUAUUUAUAAAGACAUGAUAUGGUAAUUUGUGUUUUUCCUUGAACAUAUGGUACUAAUCCAAUUUUGUAGGACUUUGUUGUACUAAUUCGUAACAAAUUUAGAGCUCAAUUAUAUCAAAAGAGAAAUUUUUUUA
This is a messenger RNA of Vigna angularis (adzuki bean), 2352 nucleotides long. Its product is annotated as dolichyl-diphosphooligosaccharide--protein glycosyltransferase subunit 2. The coding region runs from base 136 to 2202 and encodes 688 amino acids. NCBI's taxonomy places the organism in Eukaryota, Viridiplantae, Streptophyta, Magnoliopsida, Fabales, Fabaceae. Gene Ontology annotation, biological process: protein N-linked glycosylation. Gene Ontology annotation, cellular component: membrane; oligosaccharyltransferase complex. The transcript is spliced from 20 exons. The record is from RefSeq and is a predicted model, not a curated record.